Sitophilus oryzae (rice weevil) is the source of this 1904-nucleotide messenger RNA. It is a transcript of the gene Cdk9, whose product is annotated as cyclin-dependent kinase 9. The coding region runs from base 123 to 1514 and encodes 463 amino acids. Gene Ontology annotation, molecular function: cyclin-dependent protein serine/threonine kinase activity; ATP binding. The record is from RefSeq and is a predicted model, not a curated record. Gene Ontology annotation, biological process: protein phosphorylation. The transcript has 4 exons. NCBI's taxonomy places the organism in Eukaryota, Metazoa, Arthropoda, Insecta, Coleoptera, Curculionidae. Gene Ontology annotation, cellular component: nucleus.
GUCGUGACGAAAUCGUCUUCCUCGACAAAAUACGGCACGUUUUUUUUGGGCCAGUCGAAUAUCCUUAUUCUAUAUAUCCUUGCCCUUGACUUAAUGCUCUGUGCUAAGGCUCUGUGGAACAUAUGUUGACAUUGACUAUGGCAUUGACGUAUUUGAAUGAAAUUGAGGUUAGUUUAGUUAGAAAUCCUCUAAGGAAAUCGUCGAAAUCAUUUUGGGUGCGUUCUUUUAAAAGUUCUAAUUUAUUGUUUUUUUCAGUAGUAAUAAUUAUUAUUAAGCUUUUGCGUAAGACGUUAAGUGGCUUAAUUUUGUACUGGUGUGGACGGUUACAAACUAGGAUGCAAAAUAACCACCAUUCAGGCCAUCCUAGUACGAUGGCCAUGAAUAUGAGGGAAAAAGAAAAAUAUAUAGAGACUUUUAAUUUUCCCUUUUGCGAAGAAGCUACUAAAUACCAGAAAGUAGCAAAGAUAGGACAAGGAACGUUCGGCGAGGUUUUUAAAGCUCGUGAUAUUAGUAAUACUAAAAAAUUUGUCGCCAUGAAAAAAGUGCUUAUGGACAAUGAAAAAGAGGGAUUUCCUAUAACGGCCCUUAGAGAAAUUCGUAUUUUGCAAUUAUUGAAACACGAUAACGUAGUUAAUUUGAUUGAGAUAUGUAGGACUAAAGCUUGUGCUGCAAAUAGAUAUAGGUCGACGUUUUAUUUAGUGUUUGACUUCUGUGAACAUGAUUUAGCGGGACUUCUGUCUAAUGUAAAUGUAAAAUUUAGUUUAGGUGAAAUUAAAAAAGUGCUUCAGCAGUUGCUUAAUGGACUUUAUUACAUUCAUUCGAAUAAAAUUCUACAUAGGGAUAUGAAAGCUGCAAACGUCCUAAUAACUAAAAAUGGAGUUUUAAAAUUAGCUGAUUUUGGAUUGGCUAGAGCCUUCAGUUCUAGCAAAAAUGGACAACCAAAUAGGUUUACAAAUCGAGUAGUCACAUUGUGGUACAGACCCCCCGAACUACUUCUUGGGGAACGUAACUAUGGGCCCCCCGUUGAUUUAUGGGGCGCAGGAUGUAUAAUGGCGGAAAUGUGGACUAGAAGCCCUAUUAUGCAGGGUAAUAGCGAGCAACAGCAGCUUACACUAAUAUCACAGUUAUGUGGUUCGAUUAACCCGCAGAGCUGGCCUGGUGUGGAGCAUCUCGAGUUGUAUAAAAAAAUGGAUUUACCCCAAGAGCAAAAAAGAAAAGUAAAGGAACGUCUCAAACCGUACAUGAAGGAUCCCUAUGCCCUUGACCUUCUAGAUAAAUUGCUAGUGUUGGACCCCUUGAAACGAGCUGAUUCCGAUACAGCUUUGAACCACGACUUUUUCUGGACGGACCCUAUGCCCUGCGAGCUGGGCAAAAUGUUAGCCAACCACACGCAGAGCAUGUUCGAGUUUCUGGCACCGCCAAGAAGGGCCACUCAAAUCAGCAGGCAUCAUUCCAUGCCGAGGCCCACCACUUCCGCCGUACAGGAUAGCGGAUACCAGGAUAGGGUUUUUUAGUAGGUUUAGGAAUUUUUAUAUAAUGUUUAUAAGAAUAUUUAUUUAAUUGAAAUAUAUUUGGACAAAUUAUAGAUCUUGCUUAAAUUAACUGUUAAAAUUUAAAUGUAAAGUCCUAACUAAGGUUUUAUUUUGGAUUAUAUUUUACAGGGUGAUUUGAAAAUACCACAAAUAAAUGUGUUCAUUGUAUUUUUUGCAAUUUUUUUUAUCAUAAUGAAAGUAUUUUUUACAUACAAAUGCAGUAGAGUCUACUUAUAAAGAAUUUAAUAUGUGAACUAUUUUAUUUUUCGAAAGUUGGAAUCACAAUUUUUUUUAAAUUACAUUUUUUCAGCUUAUAAAUAAAUUGUUUUUCUAUUAUUAGUUGUUAUUGUAAGAAUAAAGAAUAUUUUGUUU